AUGGAGGAAACGGCGAAUGAAAUUAUCGUGGUACUGGAUUCGAAAUUUUCGUUGGCACUCUGGUUAAGUCAAAUUGCCGAGCCGGGAAGUACAUCCAAGUUGUUGAUCUUAAAGAACAAAUACUACCAGCGGAAAGUCGACGUGCAAAAUUUUCAACGAGCAGAUAGUCUGCGUACCUGGUAUCUUCAAUCGACUCCAAGGCCUCGAAUAGGUGCUAUCGUGAUCAAGUACGAUGUCAACGAUGAUCCAUUUCUUGUUGAAGAACUGAUUCGUGGCAUUCAAUUUUACAAAGCAGAGGCAGCGCUUUUGGUAGUGGAUUCAACAUUUUAUGACGAUGAUCCAAAUUGCAAGAAAGUGGAACAAUUAACGCUGGAGAAUCGAAUCGAGAUCAUACAAUUAGACCCAUCAGAUGAGAUGCGUAAAGAACUAAUAGAAGAAUAUGGAGAGAAAGUUGGUAUCGAACGACUUUUUGAAGCUCUACAAUCUGUGCAGUGGACUACCAGAAAAGAUAGCAGUGGGAACCGAAAAGUUGACGAGAUUUUCGCUAUAGCUAAGGCAAUGCCGCCUGAUGACUUAGGAUGCAACUAUUUAAAUCCAAACUCGGAAGAUGAGGAAUGUAUUUGGCGUGCUUUCAACAUGAACUUCGACAUCGCAAGAACUAGUAGCUUGGAAAAUGAUUUGCUAGCAAAAUCUGCAGCGCAGAAAACAAACGUGGACGCUGCUUCAAAUAGCCGCGAAAAGUUGAGCUCCGAAGCCUUAAUACCCGAGGAAAAACUUCGUCGAAUAAUGAGUAGCGCAAGAGAUGGAAAAAUGAAUGCACAGCUGGAUUAUAACCUCGAUCAAAUCAAACACUCCAUUGGAAUCUAUGCUCGUGAUAGCAAAGAGGAAGCGGAAUGGCUCGAAAACUUCAGUUUGAUUCUUGCGGCGAGGACUUGCCAUGAGGAAGAGUUUGGUGGAUGGGUAAAAUUCGACGAGAACAGUACCAGCAAAAGAAUAUUCACCAAGGAUGGUCCAAAACUCGAU
Mesorhabditis belari is the source of this 1023-nucleotide messenger RNA. Lineage: Eukaryota; Metazoa; Nematoda; Chromadorea; Rhabditida; Rhabditidae. The record is from the annotation of a GenBank genome assembly.